This is a messenger RNA of Gekko japonicus, 1228 nucleotides long. It is a transcript of the gene CALM2, whose product is annotated as calmodulin 2 (phosphorylase kinase, delta). NCBI's taxonomy places the organism in Eukaryota, Metazoa, Chordata, Lepidosauria, Squamata, Gekkonidae. The coding region runs from base 166 to 615 and encodes 149 amino acids. Gene Ontology annotation, molecular function: calcium ion binding. The transcript is spliced from 6 exons. The record is from RefSeq and is a predicted model, not a curated record.
CUGCCGGGAGGCGCGUUGCGUUCAGUGCGAAGUGAGGCGCUGAGUGGUCUGGAAGCAGGAGGAGAGAGACCGACGGCGAGCCACUCCCGCCUUUUACACCCACCAGGCUGUCUCUGUUUUGCGCCUUAGCUACAGUUACCGCCGCCGGGCUCGGCACAAGCCACUAUGGCUGAUCAACUGACAGAGGAACAGAUUGCAGAAUUCAAAGAAGCCUUCUCACUAUUUGACAAGGAUGGAGAUGGCACUAUAACAACAAAAGAACUGGGGACAGUGAUGAGGUCACUUGGGCAAAAUCCAACAGAAGCGGAAUUGCAGGACAUGAUCAAUGAAGUAGAUGCUGAUGGCAACGGGACAAUUGACUUUCCGGAGUUUUUGACAAUGAUGGCAAGAAAAAUGAAGGAUACAGACAGUGAAGAGGAAAUUAGAGAAGCAUUCCGUGUAUUUGAUAAGGAUGGUAAUGGCUAUAUUAGUGCUGCAGAAUUGCGCCAUGUGAUGACAAAUCUUGGAGAGAAGUUAACAGAUGAAGAAGUUGAUGAGAUGAUUAGAGAAGCAGAUAUUGAUGGUGAUGGUCAAGUAAACUAUGAAGAGUUUGUACAAAUGAUGACAGCAAAGUGAAGACACUGUACAGAAUGUGUUAAAUUUCUUGUACAAAUUGUUUAUUUGCCUUUUUCUCUGUUUGUAACUUAUCUGUAAAAGGUUUUCCCCUACUGUCAAGAGAAUAUGCAUGUAUAGUAACGAACUCAUUCCUCCAUGUUUUCCCCUUUAUCUGUCAUUCUGAUAUUUUGGGAAAAUGAUCAAAGUAACAAAUGUUUGCAUGUGGCUUACUCUGGAUAUUUAAGCCCUUCAGCACUUCUACAGCUAGAUGGUGUUGGUUAAAUGAGGGAACAUCUAGGUUAUGCCUGUUUAAAAUUAGUUAUUUUAGGAAACUUAGCAUGUUGUUGAAAUGUAGUCUUAACUCUGUGUGGACUAUGGACAGUCAACAAUAUGGAACUUAAAAGUUUGCACUAUUGCAAAACGGGUGUAUUAUCCAGGUACUCGUACACUAUUUUUUGUACUGCUGGUCCUGUACCAGAAGACAUUUUCUUCUAUGGUUUUAUGCUUUUAACUAUGCUUUUAACUCUUUUGUUCAGCCACUUAUUUUCAAAGAAUCUGCUUAUGGCACAACUUGCCUCAAAACCAUUCCAAGUUGUAUAUUUGUUUUCCAAUAAAAUAUUACAAUUAACCCAUA